AUGGAUACAAGGAAGCGGCUUCAAUACUACGCGCUGGCUGAGCCAGAUCCGAGAACUGGUAUCUGCAAAGCCUUCCAACUGAAGGGCGGCACGACAGGUGUCUACUUCUUUCCCGAAUUCCGAGACCCGGAUGACAACCUCAUCGCCUCGAACAAACGGUGUCGCGCGUGGGCUGCUUCGAUCAUGGAAGCUGCUGGCAAGAAGGAAGACGACAGCGACGAAGACGACGGCAGCGGGCAAGAUGACGAACACGACGACAACGGAGACGACACUAAGGGCAAGGAAAACAAGCCAGCAAAGCAGAAGUCAGAUGAAGGCAAGGGCAAGUCCAAAAUUAAGACAGGCUUAAGCAUGUCCAACAAAGGCAAGUCAGCGGUUGCCGGGGCCGGCGUCGGUGCCGCGAGCUCGUUCGGUACCCAGACCCAGAAUGAUCUGUGGAACGCCUCUGCUUCAACCUUCCCACCUUCGGGAGCGAGCCGCAUCACGGAGCUCAAAGCUCGGCUUGCCGACUUGCGUUUGGAGAUGAGCCCGAAGCUGUACAACGAGAUCAGAGUGGAGAUGGAAGGACUGACGAAGGUCAACUUUCCUCCCUUUCCUGACUUGGCGUACCUUUGGUCUUUCAUUUGUAAAAGGCGGCUCAACUUACGACGUGCAAGGCUGGCGGUGGAUGAGUUCUUCCGCCUCUAUUCACACUUGAACCGCCAGUCAUUGACGAAGCUGAAUCACUUUUUGGUUCACGCCGCAUCUAUAGUGUUGCGCAGCGACACGGAAGGCAUCGUGACCCUGAGCUUGGAUACAGUCAAGGACUUCCUGGUGACCCUCGCAUACAUCUGCGACGCCAGAUAUGCUGACGAGGCAGAAGUGAAGAAUAAGGUGUUCCUCGCUUUUGAAAUGGUUCGAGAGCAACCAGACGCCUUUCCUCAGUCGAACGAAACCACCCAUCAGGACAGGAUUCGAACUUUCCUUACCGAUGCAAUCGAUAACAUGGAGAGACAGCUGGUCGUCCACGUGGAGAAUAGCCGGCUUGCAGCUAGCCUUGGUGCAGGACAACACACGACAGGUGCUGCCAUCGUCGAACGAUGGGUCAAGAGGUUGAGAGAACCAUCCUCCGGACGCAUGCAAGAGCCGCCGCGUCCGUCAAAGAGGCUUCGACAGCUGGUUGUCGAUGAAGAUGAAGAUGAGAGUUUGCCGGAGGCCGAGCUCGAUGGCCCUGGCUCGAAUGCCAGCUCGAAUGGAGAUAGUCUUGCAGCAGCCGGCUCUACUGGAUAUAGUGCUGGCACUCCAAGCCAUCAACAUGCCGAAGGCGAAAACCUCUUCUCGAGCUCUCGCCCUGCUCCAGACGAUUUCCAUGAUGCGAGCUCCCACAUUGCCGAGCCAAGCACCGUCGAAGUCAAGCCUAGUGGUCCAGGCACCCCUCCUGGCACCCCUCCUGGCACACCCAACUCCGACUCGCACCUCAGCGACCCAGAGUCUCUGGUCACUGGACCAGGCUCUCCCAAGGAUUUGGAUUCACUUGCCGUGCUCCAGCUAUUCAACGAGUUUGAGAAUUGA
Colletotrichum chrysophilum is the source of this 1551-nucleotide messenger RNA. RefSeq lists its product as uncharacterized. Bases 1 to 1551 code for a protein of 516 amino acids. Lineage: Eukaryota; Fungi; Ascomycota; Sordariomycetes; Glomerellales; Glomerellaceae. The transcript is spliced from 2 exons. The record is from RefSeq and is a predicted model, not a curated record.